UCAAAUAUUCUCAUUUUCAAAAAUUAAAAAUCGUCCAAAUCAAACUGGAAAAAAUAUCACUUGUUUAAUCGAUUUGAUUCCAUUUUCGAUUUGAAUCGGGUUCUAAUCAAAUCAUGAAAGAAUUUAAAAAUUGGACAGUGACACUGAACAAUAUCUUAAACAAUUAUGAUCCAUAUAUAUUAUAAAAUUAGUUUCCAAGUUAUUGAAAAACAGAAAAUGAGAUUAUAAAAAAAAAAAAAAAAAAAGAGUGAAAAGCUAGGGAAGAGGAAGAUAAAGCAACGAAGAGUACAGUAGAUGGCAGUGGGUGGAUCCUACAUUUAAUACCAAUUAAAUAAUUGCCUCACACUAAUAGUUGUGCCUGACUCACAGUAAAACCUCACAUUGGGGUUAAUAUUCUGUUGGGCUCAUUCAAGCACAAAUUUCGUGCGUGAAAGGCCAAACUCUUAGUUUUGCAAUUUGAUCCUUUCACGCAUGAAAUUCGUGCGUGAAACCUAUUAAUGGCUUUUUUUUUAUAUUAAUUUGAUUCAAUUUUUUUUUUGUGCUAGAAAAGUCGCGGAUUCAUUCUGCUUUUCCCCAUUUUUUGGAAAUCGACCGAAAUAACCUCUUCUCUCUCACUUCCUUCUAUUCAAAAGGCCUCAUUCGCCAAGGCCAUUACCAACAACAGGAUUUUGUUCGAGAUGUCAACUUGAAAUCUCGAUGAAUCGAGGAGAAUUUUUCAGUUGUAUUUGUUUUAACGAAAAAAGUCGUGCUUACUAUCUCCUCCAUCGUUGUUAUGUAAGAGGAAAAGAGCGAAAAGCUUACUUUUAGGUAGUGGCCUUUCUCAUAUAUAUGAGAUGGGCGGGCCUUUUUAAGCAAAAGAUGAGGAGCGGAAAACCACUUGACUGGUUGGAAAGGGGCAUGUAUUCCCAGGCAGAAUGGGAAUAUACACCUCUAGAUUCCUAUAAUUUCGUGGGAAAAUGAGGCGGGUGAUACAAUUUCACUCCCUCCCUUCAUUUUUUUUUCUUUCCCCCCAUUUAUUUUCCUAUUUUGAUUUUUAGUUUUCCUCUCUCCACAAAAUCUUGCCAAAAAUUCACUGCUUCACCCCAAUCCCAAAAAUACACAGCUUCACCCCAAUUCCAAAAAUUCGACUGCUUCGAAUAGUAGCAAAAUAUGGUAGAAUCACUUCUUUCAGUUGUUGUUGAAGGCGAAGAUAAAGUUUUCAAAGAUGCUAUUGAACCACUAGAAAGUGCUAGCGUAAAUUUGGUACCAAGCAGUAAAGAGGACAUACGAGAUUUUGGUUCGCCACAACAGUUCUUGCAGCUAUACUAGAUUUGGAUAUUGAGAACUUGGCAUUUGCUUUUGCAAGAUCUACACAAAAAGGAGGCUCCAAAAUCAAUUAUUACAUGAGGAAGAAUUAUUUGGAGGAUUAUAGCAGGCUUGAACAUUAGCAGGAUCUUUACAAUGGAUAAAAGAUUAUAGGUCAUAUAAUAUAUCAAAUAUCUAUGCACAAUUGUCAAGGUAUAUUGUUCAUGCUUAAUUAACUUUUUUUUUAAAUAUCUUUUUAUUGUACUAUAUUUAUCUUUUGUCAUAGAUAAAAUUAAGGAAUUUGAAGUUUCUGUUGAUCUGAUGUAUAAAAAUAGCUCACAAAUGUGAAAGGAAUAUUUGAAUAAUCAACAAGCAUAAUGGAGAACCGAAAUAUAUAAAGGAGUUUUACUGAAUCAUUUGUGUAAAGAAUGACUGUGAAUAUAUUAUGUAUGUAUAUGACUCUUAGAUGCGCCCAACGUAUGAUGUUAGAUCUAUAGUAUAUAUAUACAUGCAUGUUUGUAUGUAUGUUUGUACAUGUAUUUGAAUUGCAUAUGCAUGAUGAAAGGGUGUAGUGUAUCUUUUUCAGAAUUUUUUUAAUCGCAAUUUUUUCUUUUACUAAAAUUUUUGCAUAAACAGAGUUCCAUCUUCGAGAAUAAGUGCUAUAUGUAAAUUAGUUUUUUGAAUGGUAAGACAAAACUAAUUAAAAUAAGAGUCUUAUGUCUUUACUAUUUUUUACGAAUAAUAUUUUCUACUUUAUUCCAAUGUUGUUUCUUCUUCCUCUUUUGUUGAUGAUUAUUAGUUCUAUUUAUGAUUAUCAAGUUUUUUAUUUUAUUUUUUAUAUUGGAGCUUAUAUUUGUGUUGAAUGAAAUUAUGAGGACGUAAUAAAAGAAUAAUCAUAAUCAAUGAUAUUAUCUCUAAUUCAAUUUGCUUUGUAAUUAUUCAUUUAUACUGUUUGAAGAAAUGGUCAGUAAUGAAGCAAUAGCGGCUACAUAUACAUGGAAAAUGUUAGUCAAUUGAUAUAAAAGACUUUAUAUUGCUUGAAGCAAUGGCCAGUAAAAUGUUAGUCUGUAAUAAUACCGAUACAAAAAAAUGAGACAUAAAAUUUGCAAUAUCACACAUGCUUCAUAUACAUCUAUUUCUAUUAUUUCUCCGCUCUUUUUUCUUUGAAACGGUCAGCACAUCGCGGAGGUACAUAUACUAGUUUCGAAGAAAACGCAACCUUUUUUCAGUUGGUCCCACUUGGUUGCUAUGUCGUGGGCCCCCCGCCCUGACUUGAUUAAAUUUGCAUGCUAUAUCCUCGUCCUCUCUUUGUCUCUGGAAACGUGUCUGAAGAAGCUCCAAUCUCAAGUCACCUCCUAGCAAAAACCUAGUUCGCAGGUUCGUCCACUUCUAUGGAGUCUUACGUUAUUUGUAUCUUUAUGCACCCACUUUCCAUCAUUUUCUUUACUUAUAUGCUUUCUAAUAUCUAAAUUAAAUACGCUAUGCUAUAUGUGCGCAUCGAAGGUAGCGGGUGCGGGUCCCUUGUCAUUAAAAAAAAAAGGAAGAAGACGGUAUCUAUUUUCAUAGGGUUUGUGAUGUUCUGAUUCUAUCUAAGGUUAAUAAUCAAUGAACGCACCUCAAUACCAAAUCAAAGGGCCGGUUAUAUGAUAAUUUCACAUAUGUUCCCUUCUAUUUGGGUCACUCGAUUCUCUAAUACUUAGUAUUUUGACAAAUUAGGGGUCGUGUGGUAGCUAAUUUGGAGGUGAGUUAUGCAGAUACCACGUUUGGUAGUUGGUUAGGAGAUGUUGUUCAUGUAUAAAAUUAAUACAAUGUAUGGUUUGUAGAAAUCCACAUACCUAAUAUAUGUAUAAGUUAUUAGGGAAUGUAUGUAUUAUUUUAUGCAGGAUAGAAGAUAGAAUAACUAAACUUGCAUAGCUAAUCCUCGCAUAAAAUAAUACCUAGAUUCCUCGCAUUACAAAUACUUGCAUAACCAGCUACCAAACGAUCCCUUAGGGUUUUCUGAAUUUUAAUGGUUCUCUAAAUUCCAAUUACUAGCAAAACUAAAAGGUCUAUUGACAAUCUAGAACCUAAUCCUAAUGGCAGAGCAAAACCAACAAGCCUUAGACCUAACUAAUAGAUCCACGGUUGGUGGAUGAUGAAUGAUUUAUGCAAUAAAUUAAGACAUUCUUUUGUUACGAUGCUAUGUGAGAAAUCUGAAUCGGCUCGACGUUGAGUUGGUCAAGAAUAUGGCAUUGUGUGAACACUUCCACAUUCUCAUAUGUGAACACUUCCACAUUCUCAUUGCUUAAAAGGGGCAGUUGUUCCAUUUCUGAAUUAUGCUGGAAAAGCCUUAUUCAUGGAACUUUAGAUGCAAUGGAUAUGAACAAUAAUAAAAGUUGUCUCAAAAGAUCUAUAAUCUAUCCUGCACAUGCAGAUAAAAAAGAUAACAUAAUGGAAGUAGAAGAUCUAUAUAGGCGAUACACGUACAUAAGUUCUGAUCUCUAACACUAGAGAAAUCUUAAGAGAAUUAAAAUUAUUUAGUUUUGGAAUGAAACAUGUUCAAAUGGAGUCGAAUGGAUAUAGAGAAUUCAUAAAGCUGAUGCCAAUUUUCAGUUGUCAAUGUCGAUUGCCUGUGUUCUAGCUUCUAUAUUUAAGUUUUUCUUUUUUCUUUCUUUUUUUGCUUUUUCAAUGCUUUUGAAUCCACAGAUGUAAUUGUUUACAAGAAAAAGAGGCAAAAGUUAUUGCAGAUUCUUUUGGUCAUGGGAUAUUCAAAGGAGAGUACAUUAUUGAGCAUGUUUUCUUUUUUGAUGUCCUUCGCACCCCUCCUCCUCGCCAAACAAAACCUAAGGACAGCUUUGAAUGAUGGCCCCUCAGAUUAAAAUGAAAUACCAUUCAUUUAAUAAUACGCAAUGAUGGAGUUCCUGAAUGUGCAGUCAUGUUAGCUGUAAUCGAUUAUUUGUUAUCUUGCUCUUCUCGUUUCAGAAUUGCAUUGAUGAAUUGAAGUGGAAACCAGUCCAGCAGUCCAUCAUCUCAACAUGCCAAAAGAUAGAAGGGUGAAUUCCUUUUCCUCAACCGCGCAAGGACAUCUCCGUAUGCUUGCCAGAAAUCUUUGCCACAAGUUGGGACUGAAAGAGAAUGGGAAGACAUUAGGUGCCUAAUAUGUAUGGAGCAUCCACAUAAUGCUGUCUUUUUACUUUGUUCUUCACGAGACAAGGGUUGUCAGCCUUAUAUGUGCGACACAAGUUAUCGACAUUCUAAUUGUUUUGAUCAAUUUUGUAAGUCAUCAGUGUUAAGUUUAAAGUCCACAAAUGCAUUAAGUGAGGGAGAAUCACAAUCAGCUGUAGGAAGUCCACAAGAGGGAAAUAAUGUAUCAGGAGCUUCCUGCCUACUUUGCCGGCGACAUAUCGAAGGAUGGAUUGUUGUAGAGGCUGCUCGUAAUUUCAUGAACUCCAAAACAAGGAGUUGUGCCCUGGAGACAUGUAAUUUCACUGGUAAUUAUGCCGAACUAAGAAAGCAUGCAAGGCAUGAACAUCCGUUUGAAAGGCCGUCUGAGGCUGACCCUACACGACAGUCUGAAAAUAUUAAUAUAAUGGGUAUAUUUUUAAAACAAUUAUAUUUUCAGUUUGUUUUAUCUGCAUGUGCCGGAUAG
Molecule: messenger RNA, 4912 nt
Organism: Lycium barbarum (goji berry)
Lineage: Eukaryota; Viridiplantae; Streptophyta; Magnoliopsida; Solanales; Solanaceae
Exons: 6
Coding region: 4427-4912 (161 amino acids)
Source: RefSeq, a predicted model, not a curated record